AUGGUGCUUUCAGUGGAUUUUGAUCACAGAUAUCUUCACCAACACUUGUUUUUAUUCAUCCACGAUCAUGGACAGAAUAAAAGUGGCAAAAAAGGUUGCCUUAUCAAAGAAAUAUAUACUUUGUCAGAUGCCAGCAGAGUGGAUUACUCUGCCUGUGCAUACUGGUCUUCGGCUUCCUCCAACCCGUAACAGUAUUUCAGUUUAUACAAAGAAGCAGUCAAACAGCCUCACCUAUGAAGGCUUCAUUGUUCCGCCAGCUCCUGUAAAGGUGCCUAUGUCAGCGCUGCAGGCACCACCAAGGGAGGAAAGCUUUGGGAAGAAGUAUGCAACACUGUUGGAGCAGAUCAGGGCUGAGGAGGCCGAGGCUGAAGCUCAGACAAAAAUCAUCUCAGAACAUCAGAAGAACAGAAUGGCAGAAUCUGCAGCGAGCAGCAAACCAGGGAAAGGUGUUGUCAAGGAAGAGCCAAGCAACACGCCAGGCUGUGAAUAUACAGCUGAUGAAUCAAAACAGCAGAUGAAAGAAAUUAUAGCCAGUGAAAGUCAAAACAAACCACAGCAUCUAAACUGGUCUUUGCAGAGGACAGAGUCCAACACCGAUUAUCUACUUCCUCUAGAAAUCCUUGACAGAAGAGAACGUUUACUCCCACCACCCGAAGGAGAAACAGAAGACUUUGUAUAUUGUUUUGAACCUUGGGAGAGCACAGUGGAUGUAGACAGUUUGUAUUCCUGAGUCAAAUCCUGACCAACAGUUCAACCCGGCCACACCUGCUGACAUGUGCAAGACUACUGGGGAAAGUGAAUUAUCCCAUUUGAUGUCCAUUAAUGUGACGGCUGUGAAUUCAAAUUUUUGUGAAUAAAUAUUUAGAGCAGUGAUUAAA
Micropterus dolomieu (smallmouth bass) is the source of this 878-nucleotide messenger RNA. RefSeq lists its product as uncharacterized. The record is from RefSeq and is a predicted model, not a curated record. The transcript is spliced from 2 exons. Lineage: Eukaryota; Metazoa; Chordata; Actinopteri; Centrarchiformes; Centrarchidae. Bases 68 to 730 code for a protein of 220 amino acids.